AAAUAAUAUAUGUUAUUUUGCUAUUUUUUGCUGCAGGUAAUUUGUAGUUGGAUUAAGGUUUGAUUACAAAAAAAUAACAGUCUUAACUAUUAUAAUGGGAAGAGAUAAAAAUCGUAGGCGCUAUUCAAGUUCUAGCUCCGAAAGUGUAGAUAGUGCUGAAGAAGAGCGUCGAAAAGAUUUGAAGGAGAGAGAUGAAUUUGCGGAACGUUUGAAGAAACGGGAUGAAGGUCGUAUUAGGAAAGUUGUUGAGGCAACUUCUAGCCGAAAGGCGUUUGAAGAAGCCGCAAAACGUUUAAAACUUGAAAUCGAGGAUCGUGAUAAAUUUUUGCCUCAAUUGCGUAUUGAUUCUAGACGGAAAUAUUUAGAAAAGCGCAAAGAUGAUAAAGUUGCAGAGCUGGAAGCCGAUAUUAUCGAUGAUGAAUAUUUAUUCGACUCAGAAAUAUUGACAGAAAAGGAAAAACAAGAACGGGAGUAUAAGAAAAACCUUUUAACUAUCGCCAAGGAACAUGAAAAGGCUAGGGAAUUGGAGAGAGUUCAAAGGUAUCAUAUGCCUAGGGACAUGAAAAAGGGAGAAAAAGAAGAUUAUGUUGAAAUUGAUGAACGUGAAAGGCAACCUAAUUCAGAGCAAAAGAAAUGGGAAGCAGAACAAUUAGCUUCAGCAAUGUUUCAAUUUGGAGCUAAGGAUAAAGAUUCUAAAAUUAAACAGGAAUAUGAAUUAUUGUUGGAGGAUCAAAUUGAAUUUAUUCAAGCUUUAACAAUGGAAGGAACUAAGGACAAAAAAGUUGAAGUUAGUGAGCACGAAAGAAAGAAAAUGGACAUUGAAGAAACGAAAUUAUCUCUGCCUAUUUAUCCGUUCAAAGAAGAUAUAAUUGCAUCAAUAAGGGAACACCAAAUUUUAAUUAUCGAAGGUGAAACUGGAUCCGGAAAAACAACUCAAAUACCACAAUAUUUACAUGAGGCUGGAUUUACAAAAAACAAACAAAAAAUUGGCUGUACGCAGCCGCGAAGGGUUGCCGCAAUGUCUGUGGCUGCACGUGUUGCUCAGGAAUUAGGAGUAAAGCUAGGAAAUGAAGUUGGUUACAGCAUCAGAUUUGAAGAUUGCACUUCAGAACGAACUGUUAUAAAGUAUAUGACUGACGGUACUCUACAUCGUGAAUUUUUAUCAGAACCCGAUUUAGCAUCUUAUAGCGUAAUGAUAAUUGACGAAGCUCAUGAAAGAACUUUACAUACAGACAUACUUUUUGGCCUUGUGAAGGAUAUAGCAAGAUUUAGACCUGAGUUAAAACUGCUUAUAUCAAGUGCUACUUUGGACGCUGAAAAAUUUUCUAAGUUUUUCGAUGAUGCUCCUAUAUUUAGGAUACCAGGCAGACGUUUUCCUGUUGAUAUCUACUACACCGAGGCUCCCGAGGCUGAUUAUAUCGAUGCUUGUGUUGUUUCAGUACUUCAAAUUCAUGCUACUCAGCCACUAGGUGAUAUAUUAGUAUUUUUAACAGGUCAGGAAGAAAUAGAAACAUGUCUUGAAGUUUUACAAGACCGAGUUAAACGCUUGGGGUCAAAACUUAAAGAAUUAAUAAUUUUACCAGUAUAUGCGAAUUUACCAAGCGAUAUGCAAGCAAAAAUAUUUGAGCCUACACCUCCAAAUGCAAGGAAAGUUAUUUUAGCAACGAAUAUCGCUGAAACUUCUUUGACGAUUGACAAUAUAAUAUAUGUAAUUGACCCAGGCUUUGCUAAACAAAAUAAUUUCAAUUCAAGAACUGGUAUGGAAUCAUUGAUGGUGGUACCAAUUUCAAAAGCAUCAGCAAAUCAAAGAGCAGGACGGGCUGGUCGUGUUGCACCUGGAAAAUGUUUUAGAUUAUAUACAGGCUGGGCAUAUAAACAUGAAUUAGAAGAUAAUACAAUUCCGGAAAUUCAGAGAAUUAAUUUAGGCAAUGCCGUAUUAAUGUUGAAAGCUUUGGGGAUUAAUGAUUUGAUUCACUUUGAUUUCUUGGAUCCUCCACCACAUGAAACUUUAGUGUUGGCCUUAGAGCAGCUUUAUGCAUUAGGAGCGUUGAACCAUCAUGGAGAAUUGACGAAAUUAGGAAGAAGAAUGGCUGAAUUUCCAGUUGACCCCAUGAUGGCCAAAAUGUUGCUGGCUAGUGAAAAAUACAAAUGCUCUGAAGAAAUUGUAACCAUAGCUGCAAUGCUUUCUGUGAAUAGUGCAAUUUUUUAUCGACCCAAGGAUAAAAUAAUCCAUGCUGAUACAGCUAGAAAAAACUUUAAUCAUUUGAAUGGGGAUCAUCUUAGUUUGCUUCAAGUUUAUAAUCAGUGGGCUGAAACUGAUUUUAGUACGCAAUGGUGUUAUGAAAAUUUUAUUCAGUAUAGAUCAAUGAAAAGAGCUCGUGAUGUACGAGAACAACUUGUAGGUUUAAUGCAACGAGUUGAAAUUGAUAUGGUUUCUUGUCUUCCAGAAACUAUUCCAGUUCGUAAAGCAAUUACAUCCGGUUAUUUUUAUCAUAUUGCCCGGUUAUCCAAGGGAGGAAAUUAUAAAACUAUUAAACAUAAUCAAACUGUUAUGAUACACCCGAAUUCAGCGUUAUUUGAAGAAUUGCCUAGAUGGGUACUGUACCAUGAAUUGGUGUUUACAACAAAAGAAUACAUGAGACAAGUUAUUGAUAUUGAGAGUAAAUGGUUAUUGGAAGUAGCACCACAUUAUUAUAAGCCGAAAGAACUAGAAGACUCAACCAAUAAAAAAAUGCCAAAGACUGCUGGCAGAGCCGUUAUGACAGAAUAAAUAUUCUUAUCUGCAAUCAAUUCCUUAGAAAAUUAUUUAAAUUUUUUCAAUACAUUUAUUAUAACAUUAGACAUUUAAAACAAUAACUUUCAAAUAUCUCAUUUUAUAAUUAAUAAAUGGUUAAAUAUAUUGUACAAAAAAUGAUUAAUGAAUUGCGAAUAUAAG
Molecule: messenger RNA, 2935 nt
Organism: Condylostylus longicornis
Lineage: Eukaryota; Metazoa; Arthropoda; Insecta; Diptera; Dolichopodidae
Gene: l(2)37Cb
Product: pre-mRNA-splicing factor ATP-dependent RNA helicase DHX16
Exons: 6
Coding region: 95-2770 (891 amino acids)
Cellular component (GO): catalytic step 2 spliceosome; intracellular anatomical structure
Molecular function (GO): ATP binding; RNA binding
Source: RefSeq, a predicted model, not a curated record